Molecule: messenger RNA, 1681 nt
Organism: Sesamum indicum (sesame)
Lineage: Eukaryota; Viridiplantae; Streptophyta; Magnoliopsida; Lamiales; Pedaliaceae
Source: RefSeq, a predicted model, not a curated record
UCUGUUCUUACUUCACUGACCUAUAACUGCUCCACAUUUGUGUGGUUGUUUGCUGCAAUGGCUGCUUCUUCCACAUUUUCUGCAUGGACCUUGAAGGGCAGUGCACUUGUUCCCAAGGCAUCAAAGAGCAACCCUGAAUUUGUUUGCAAUUAUCUGGAUGGUAGUAUUAAACAAAAAUUGCAUUCUAUGUCCAUGUCUGCAUCUGCCGACACAUCGCAUUCAUGGAUAUUCCCAUAUGAGAAAGCAAUUGACUGGAGACGAGGAAAGUUGUCGCUCAAGAGUGGAGUACAAUGCAGAGCAUUGGACGUCGAAACUAAACCUUCCUUUUCAGUAGGGAAUAAGUUUGAACUUGAAGAUGUCAUUGAAGGUCAGCAGUUUGAUAGAGAUACUCUAGGUGCCAUAUUUGAGGUAGCACUUGAGAUGGAGAAAAUUGAGAAGAACUCUGCUGGAAGCCAAGUUCUUAAGGGGUAUCUGAUGGCCACCCUAUUUUACGAGCCAUCAACCAGAACUAGGCUGUCCUUUGAGUCUGCUAUGAAACGUUUGGGUGGGGAAGUAUUGACUACAGAAAAUGCGCGUGAGUUCUCGUCAGCAGCAAAAGGGGAGACACUUGAAGAUACUAUAAGAACAGUUGAAGGGUACGCUGAUAUAAUAGUGAUGAGACAUUUUGAAAGUGGUGCUGCCAGAAGGGCAGCAGCAACAGCCAAUAUUCCAAUUAUCAAUGCCGGUGAUGGCCCUGGACAGCAUCCAACUCAGGCUCUGCUGGAUGUUUACACUAUUCAAAGAGAGAUAGGAAAACUUGAUGGGAUUAAAGUUGGACUUGUCGGAGAUCUAGCCUAUGGAAGGACAGUCCGGUCACUCGCCUAUUUGCUUGCCAAGUACAAGGAUGUUAAAAUCUACUUUGUGUCACCUGAAGUAGUAAGAAUGAAGGAUGACAUAAAAGAUUAUCUAACAGCUAUGGGAGUUGAAUGGGAAGAGAGUGCAGAUUUAAUGGAGGUGGCUUCCAAAUGUGACGUGGUGUAUCAAACCCGCAUUCAGCGGGAAAGAUUUGGUGAGAGAAUUGAUCUUUAUGAAGAAGCUCGUGGUAAAUACAUUGUGGAUCGCAAUGUGUUGGAUGUGAUGCGGAAACAUGCAGUCGUGAUGCAUCCUCUACCAAGGCUUGAUGAGAUAACUAUUGAUGUGGAUGUUGAUCCAAGGGCUGCCUAUUUCAGACAAGCCAAGAACGGUCUCUAUAUUCGCAUGGCUCUCUUGAAGCUUUUACUUCUUGGUUGGUGAAACAAGAGUGCUCCGUCCAGGUUGGCGAAAGAUAUGCAUGUUUCCCACAAAAUUCCGAGUGGAUUUCCUCCUUGAGGACACAACUUGCUCAAACACUAUUCUUGCCUUCUCCUCACUGCAAGCGCAAAGUUUCUGGCUCUGGGAGUUGCAUUUAACUUCUGUUCUGGCAGAUUUCUACAGAAAAGCAACUCAUAAUAACCUUUAUUCAACUUCAGAUUUAGAUUCUUGGCCUUCAACUUUUCUGAAACUACAACUCCAGGACUUCCUAUCUAUGCUAACCAAAAAGCUGCCUCUGCCCGUAGUUGCAUGAGACAGAUUCAAAAGGCACGACUUUAGUAGUGUUGCUGGCUUCUUACAUAGCAAUUAUGUUUACAUAAAUAAGAAAGUGCCAUAAAGCAAUUGGUCUUCA